CUGUUCCCUUCACUUCUUCCAUGGCUUCCCUUCUCCACCCCCUUCUCUUCAUUUCCUUUCUUACCCUCUAUUAUUCCCCUAUUUCCCUUUUUGCCCUUAAAGUCAAUGUUGGUGCCAACACAGGUGUCUCUUUGUCUAAAGAGUGCAGCAAUAAAUGUGAAUCCUCCUUCUGCAAAGUGCCACCAUUGCUGAGAUAUGGGAAGUACUGUGGGAUAUUAUACAGUGGAUGCCCAGGAGAGAAGCCUUGUGAUGAACUUGAUGCAUGUUGUAUGAAACAUGAUGCCUGCAUUGCAGCCAACAACAACAACUACUUGAGUGAGGAAUGCAACAAGGGAUUACUGGGGUGUGUACAAAGGUUCAAGAAAGCAGGGAGCAGGACAUUCAAAGGCAACACAUGUGAUGUUAAUGAUGUUACCAACACCAUUAAUCUUGUUAUGGAUGCUGCAGUUCUUGCAGGCAGAUAUAUUCAUAAACCCUAAUUAAUUCAUUGAUAUUUGGCUAGCUGGCUCAAAACCCUACCAACCAUGAAGAUGGUCUGACGUGGCAUUAAGAUGGGCCCCACGUUAUGGAUGACGUGGGAGGAUGAUUGAAUAUUCCCACAAAAGUUGCCUCAUUAUUCUUUUUUAGAAGUUUAAUCGACUGCAUUUUGAUCAUGUAUUGUAGCCAAAAACAUAUAUAAUUUGAUAGACAUGUGCCAACAAAUUAAGCUUCCUUUCAUAACGAGAUAUUUGAACAAUAAAAUGACGUCAUAUUUGUUA
Molecule: messenger RNA, 758 nt
Organism: Cynara cardunculus var. scolymus (artichoke)
Lineage: Eukaryota; Viridiplantae; Streptophyta; Magnoliopsida; Asterales; Asteraceae
Product: phospholipase A2-alpha
Exons: 4
Coding region: 21-479 (152 amino acids)
Biological process (GO): lipid catabolic process; phospholipid metabolic process; arachidonate secretion
Molecular function (GO): A2-type glycerophospholipase activity; calcium ion binding
Source: RefSeq, a predicted model, not a curated record